Diceros bicornis minor is the source of this 4269-nucleotide messenger RNA. RefSeq names its product chloride intracellular channel 4 (gene CLIC4). The transcript has 6 exons. The coding region runs from base 117 to 878 and encodes 253 amino acids. The record is from RefSeq and is a predicted model, not a curated record. NCBI's taxonomy places the organism in Eukaryota, Metazoa, Chordata, Mammalia, Perissodactyla, Rhinocerotidae.
GAGGCGAGCUCGACGCCGGGACCGUCCAGCGAGGCGCCGCGCGGCGGGAGCCCGCAGCCAGAGCAGCCCCGGAGCAGAAGCAGCCGCCGCCGUCCGCGGAGCCCGCCGAGCCGGCCAUGGCGUUGUCGACGCCGCUGAACGGGCUGAAGGAGGAGGACAAAGAGCCCAUCAUCGAGCUCUUCGUCAAGGCUGGCAGUGAUGGUGAAAGCAUAGGAAACUGCCCCUUUUCCCAGAGGCUCUUCAUGAUUCUUUGGCUCAAAGGAGUUGUCUUUAGUGUCACAACCGUUGACCUGAAAAGGAAGCCUGCAGACCUGCAGAACUUGGCUCCCGGGACUCAUCCACCAUUUAUAACCUUCAACAAUGAAGUCAAAACGGAUGUAAAUAAGAUUGAAGAAUUUCUUGAAGAAGUCUUAUGCCCUCCCAAGUACUUAAAACUUUCACCAAAACACCCAGAAUCAAAUACUGCUGGAAUGGACAUCUUUGCCAAAUUCUCUGCAUAUAUCAAGAAUUCAAGGCCAGAGGCUAAUGAAGCACUGGAGAGGGGGCUCUUGAAAACACUGCAGAAACUGGAUGAAUAUCUGAAUUCUCCCCUUCCUGAUGAAAUUGACGAGAAUAGUAUGGAGGACAUUAAGUUUUCCACACGUAAAUUUCUGGAUGGCAAUGAAAUGACAUUAGCUGAUUGCAACCUGCUGCCCAAACUGCACAUCGUCAAGGUGGUGGCCAAAAAAUAUCGCAACUUUGAUAUUCCGAAAGGAAUGACUGGCAUCUGGAGAUACUUAACUAAUGCCUAUAGCAGGGAUGAGUUCACCAAUACCUGUCCCAGUGAUAAGGAGGUUGAAAUAGCAUACAGUGACGUAGCCAAAAGACUUACCAAGUAAAACAGCACUUAACGAGAGAGAUGUCUUCACAUCUUCCCCUAAGAAUAUGCUUUCCUAACAGACUGCUCUUCUUCCUAUAAAGUAGAAAUUUUAUUUUGCAUGAACAUGCAGUUACUCAAGAUUAGGAUAAAGGAUAGACAAGGUAUAGUAGCUAUCUUUAAAUAUACACUCCUAAGCAGUAUUAUUUUAAAAUCCUUUUACCCUGCCUACCUCCCCUGCCCCAUGUCCUCCUCUCCUCUAAUUUGGAGACACUCUGGCACAAACUUUUCGCUUUAGACGUAGUUGGCCAUCUCUUUAGAGCCCUCACCGUUGUGUCCAUUCACUGUGUAUAGAUGGCACAACUUUUGACUUCAUCAGUAACCCUGACUUCAUCAGUCAGCCCCAAACUCUAGUGCAGAAUGCGUGGUACAAGGAAUAUUUAUGUAUUUUUGGAAUUUUGUAAUACUUAGAGUAUAUGAAAGGAUUGCUACUGUAUCAAAAUAUUCUGUAUCAAUUUAGUCUGUCCUGGAUAUGUGCUAAAGGCUGUUCCACCAGAGAAGAGAGCCUUCUACAGAAAGUCACUACAGAUUUUACUUUGUAUAUGGAUUUUUACUUUUGCCUAAAAGCAUUUAUCCUUCAUACCAAUUAUAACAUCUCACACUAUGUAGAAGCUAUAAGUUUAGAGGGAGGGGUGAUAUUCUCCAGAUCUUCCUCAAGCAUUUUACCCAUGUAAGAGAAACCAGUGGGCACCUGACACUGUCUGCUUGUGGGGUUUUUCAUAUAUAUUUUGCCCAGUGCCAUUCAUUUGGAACAUUAUUACUUUCUUCCUUUAUUUUAAAAAGCUCCUUUUUAGGUAAGAAUAGACUUUGCUAUUUGUUAAUCUUUCAACCAACACUACAUAAACUGAUAUUUAAUUAAUUUAACUAUAGCAGUGCAAUGAUUAGUAAUGUAAAAAUUAGCACAGAAAUUAACCUAAGGAAUGUAGGGUGGAUUUGUCAAAAUAUCAAGUAGAAUUUUGUUUCUAAAGCAUAUUUAAUGUGGGUAAUCUAAAGAACGCAUUAUCCUUCCUAUACUGAAAAUAAGAUAAAAUACACCGGUUACCAGCUUUGCCAUUCCACACCCAUUUACUGUUAGACUUGGGUACAGGAAGGUUCACUCUGUUUGGACUAAAUUAUAGUUGUUAUGGUGAGUAGGUAUUAACCACAGUUUUGCCUAAUCUCAAUCAUUGCACUUCCUUCAAUUAAAUUUUUCUGCAGCCACACUGAGGAAUAGCACGCUGCAUGUUUGUUUUGUAAAUUGGAGGCUUAAACCAGGAAUUAUUUGUGCUCUAACAAGAGAGGAGGAACUUGGUGAAAAUAAAACAAAAGUUUGCUAUGUAUUUAUUCAUUUUUUAAAAAAUGGACUUUGCAAGUACUACUCCAAAGACGGUGGUUGUGAUUAUAAUACAUUUUUGGUAAUUUUUUAUACCUAACUUGUUUGAGAAGUGCUAUUUCUCAUAGGCUGUUUUUGGAAAUUUUAAGUAUAUUGCUUUAAAACGGCCAUGUUUUCCCCUUUUGAUGCGCUAACAUGUAGUAAGCACUGGCUUUACGGAAGCACCGAUUUUUAUAAGCAUGCUGCAUUUUUAACCUAUCAGUAAUUAGCUUAGUAUAGAAAGAUUUUUAAAAGCUUCAAAUUGUAUCCAUUCGGCUCAGGGAGAUUGCUUUGCUUUACCUUUCUUUGAACUCCUUAUUGGUGAUCUAAAGUUUAAGCACCCACCUUUUCAUAAUUAAAUAUUGGAUGAUGAUUUAUCUAGUUCCAGGAAGAAGCACUAUCAGGUUAUCUGUUGAGAAGUCCUAUAGCAGUAGCUUCAGUGGGUGAAACUGUCACGUCUGCACCAGUACACAGGCAGCCAUCAUCACUUUUCACCUGCUUUUCGAAUAGUGUAAUUCGGCAUUCAGGUGAUUUUGAACCUUGCCUCAUAGCGUAAAGUAUGAGCAAGAUUCAAGAGGACGGGUGUCUGUUCUUUCAAGUGAGCCGCGGACCAAGUGGUGCAGGGUGGAGGGCUGAUGAGGAAAGAGCUGCAUUCCUCAAAAGAGAGUCAUGAAAAACAUUCUGAAGCUCAGUUGUGAGGUGUUUUCCCUUGGGAUAUUUAUUCUCUUUUAUUGUUUUUUUAAUUUACCCUGUUGAUUACACUUUGCUGUCUCUCUGGAUGUCCAAAGAAGGCAAAUCUGUCUGCUAUAAUUUUGAUGAAGGCGGAAUUAUUUUUCUCUGAGUAGAAAGACAGAUCUUAUUACUUUAUCAGAGAAGUUAGUCAAAUGAAAUUGAGAUUGGCAAAUGGACAAAAGCUAGUAGAAAGGAUGAUUCUAGAACACGCUUUUUACCCCAUCUUCUAUUUGUGGAAAGAUCAUAGCUUAAAACCUUGAGAGAUUUGGGACAUAAAAGUUUUCAUGGCAGUUCAUGUAGCGUAUGGGUUGACAUAAUGGAAAUCAUCUGAUAUUAUUUCUACAAACUACUGAAUCAUUUCCGCCUUUGUUUAAACCCCUUCUGUUCCACUUCAACAAGGAGAUUAGAGUCUGAAUGGAAGCUCUCACUAUUUUCCAGGGGGUUCUGAGAAAUUUUUGUGUUCAACAGUUGGAAAGCUCUCUGCUAUUUCAGUUGAUAUAACUUCCUUUUUUUUUUUUUUUUUAAUGCAGAUGGGGAUUUUCUAUACAGUUCUGUUAUCUUUUACUAGGAUUGUUGACUUUUGUGAUAAAAUUCAUGUAAGAUCUUAUUUCUUGGUAACUUUGGCUUACACAACUUAUCUUUAAACUCUUGAGAAAUCUGUAUACAAUUAAGAGAUUUCUAACAUUUAUUCUUACACUAAGUUGAACAGCUCUAGAAUUUAGGCAUUUUUACUUCUGUUGAGUUUUGAAUCUCUCCAGAGUUGCAUGUAGAUAGCCUUUAUUUCUGUGCAUUUAAAAUAUUCUUUAGAAAAUAUAAGGUAAAAAUGAGAAGAAAUAGAAAUGUAUUUUUUCAUGAACAUUUGAUACACAUUUCAUCAAGUUUAUUGAUUAACCCAUUUCUUACACUGGUUAUAAUCAGUAUUUUAUUCAAAGAGAGAAAAGCAUUCAUUACUGAUAUACUGUGUGGGCUUUUUUAUUCCAUCCUUUACAAAUUAUCAAGGUUGGGGCCAUCAAAAUUAUAUUUUUUAUCAUGGAAAAAAAUUUCAACUCCCUAAGUCAUAACGUUGAACAGCAUUGGAGUAUUUUCUUUAGAAUUACUUGAAAAGGCAAAUGAAAGCUUAUUAUAGAAUGCUUGUAUUUUCUUUUCUCUCUCUGGAACCAGUAUAUUGCUGGCAGCUAUUGUAUUAAAAAAAUAAAGUAUAUUUUCACUAUCAUAAAAGGUUCUUUUUUCCCCUUCUCAUGAAAAUAAAUAACAACUUGGGGUAAAAGUG